AGGGCUUAGUUUUGCAUGUUCCCUUCCAUCCUGCAACGACGCGAAAGGCCCCUUAUCCACCUCUCCUGUGUACCGGGAACACCUCCACGGUGAUCAGCUUCUGCGUGUGCUUGUCUUUUGGAGAAGCAGCACCUUUCAAUUUCAGGAGUGGUUUAUUCAAGUGUCCUGAAGGUUUUGGAUGUGGUGCUUCAGGGAUGUCGCUACUUUGAGAGCAUCAUCCAUACACAAACAACAGCUAUCGAAUUUUUCUGUGAAUAAGCACAACAAAAAGAAGGGACAAUAGCCACAAAAAAAGCCUAGUCUGUUGAACAAGUCACUUUUCCAGUCUGUGGAUUCCACACCGACUAAGUAGAGUACUUUGAGAAUUGUUCACAUCGCUGCAGCCCAGGACGGAUUGAAAAGGGAGGCGAGACCUGUGGACCUGGUUUUCCCCUUGCAAGGCUCAGACGGCAUUUACGACUUAUCCCGUAAACCCUCAAGGAUAACACGUUUGGACGUUUAUUUACCGAAUUUCACAGGAGGCUCUUUGCACGUAUAUUGUUCUAAAUGUUUGGGAUUCAGGAAACUAUAUCGCGGGGUGGGACAACGAUGAAGGAGGAACCGCUGGGUGGGCUGAAUUCUGUCCGCUCAUGGAUGCACACAGCUGGGGUGGUGGAUGCGAACACAGCCGCCCAAAGUGGUGUUGGCUUGGCACGGGCACAUUAUGAAAAGCAGCCACCUUCCAACCUCAGAAAAUCCAACUUUUUCCACUUCGUUCUUGCGCUGUAUGACAGGCAAGGGCAGCCCGUGGAGAUCGAACGGACAGCUUAUGUGGACUUUGUGGAGAAAGAUAAAGAACCAAACAGUGAAAAAACUAACAAUGGGAUACACUACAAACUACAAUUGUUGUACAGCAAUGGCGUCAGAACAGAACAGGAUCUUUUCAUACGGUUAAUCGAUUCCAUGACGAAGCAGGCGAUUAUAUAUGAGGGUCAAGACAAAAACCCUGAAAUGUGCAGAGUUCUUCUUACGCACGAAAUUAUGUGCAGCCGGUGUUGUGACAAGAAGAGCUGCGGCAACAGGAACGAGACUCCGUCAGACCCUGUGAUCAUCGACAGAUUCUUCCUGAAGUUCUUCCUGAAGUGCAAUCAGAACUGUCUGAAGAAUGCAGGGAAUCCAAGAGACAUGCGCAGGUUCCAGGUUGUCGUCUCGACGACAGUCAACGUGGACGGCCACGUCUUGGCUGUCUCAGACAACAUGUUUGUCCACAACAACUCCAAGCAUGGGCGAAGGGCUCGCAGACUCGACCCUUCAGAAGCAGCCACCCCGUGCAUCAAGGCCAUCAGCCCCAGUGAGGGAUGGACUACAGGAGGGGCCACUGUCAUCAUCAUUGGGGACAACUUCUUUGAUGGCCUGCAGGUCGUGUUCGGGACAAUGCUUGUCUGGAGUGAGCUCAUUACCCCCCACGCCAUCCGUGUCCAGACCCCUCCCAGGCACAUCCCUGGUGUAGUGGAGGUCACGCUGUCCUAUAAGUCCAAGCAGUUCUGCAAAGGGGCUCCUGGGAGAUUUGUCUACACCGCCCUCAAUGAGCCAACCAUCGACUAUGGGUUCCAGAGGCUGCAGAUCAUCCCCAGGCACCCGGGUGACCCCGAGAGGUUACCAAAGGUCAGUGUUAUGUCUCAUCUUCACAGAAAUUGACAUUACAACACCAUA
This is a messenger RNA of Salvelinus sp. IW2-2015, 1692 nucleotides long. RefSeq names its product transcription factor COE3-like. The record is from RefSeq and is a predicted model, not a curated record. Lineage: Eukaryota; Metazoa; Chordata; Actinopteri; Salmoniformes; Salmonidae. Gene Ontology annotation, molecular function: RNA polymerase II cis-regulatory region sequence-specific DNA binding; DNA-binding transcription factor activity, RNA polymerase II-specific. Gene Ontology annotation, biological process: regulation of transcription by RNA polymerase II.